Messenger RNA from Necator americanus (New World hookworm), 567 nucleotides. RefSeq lists its product as uncharacterized. NCBI's taxonomy places the organism in Eukaryota, Metazoa, Nematoda, Chromadorea, Rhabditida, Ancylostomatidae. The transcript is spliced from 7 exons. Bases 1 to 567 code for a protein of 188 amino acids. The record is from RefSeq and is a predicted model, not a curated record.
AUGGACAGUGUGAAAGCUGGAAUCGCCGAGGCAAUUUCGAUCCUGGAGAAACUAGUGAAGCUUGGAAGAGUAAAAUCGCUUACGCGAACGUUGCACGCUUUGCUGCACACUGCCAUGAAGCACCAGAACGCUGAAGAAAUCUCUCGAGUCGAAGCCGUAGUCAAGACCUUCUUACCGUCCAGCCUCGAGCGGCUUAAAGGUUUUAUCCAACUCGAACUGGGUCGUAAAGCUGAGUUCGUCGAGUCGCUGAAGGGUAACCGUUUGGAUCCCUCUCACCUUCGUUUCAUACUCGAUUUGGCUGCCAAACUCAGAACGGUGGCGGUGCUGCAUUCAUUGCUCGAUCUUUCAAUCCUGCUGCAACUUCGAACUCAGGAGAGAGCCUCUGUCUACGAUGAGCUCAUCAUAAUAUACGGGAAACUAGGAGAUGCUGCACAGCUGGAGAAAAUUCUAGACCUUGUGUUUUCGGAGAAAGAAAAAGAGCAUUUUCGGGCGACAAUAGCUCGGUUAGCUCACUUUUAUAGGUGCCUUGGUCUGGAAACUCCAACAAAGCUCUUGAGCAGCUUAUGA